Messenger RNA from Sceloporus undulatus (fence lizard), 4113 nucleotides. RefSeq names its product ATPase 13A3 (gene ATP13A3). Gene Ontology annotation, biological process: intracellular calcium ion homeostasis; polyamine transmembrane transport. Gene Ontology annotation, cellular component: late endosome membrane. NCBI's taxonomy places the organism in Eukaryota, Metazoa, Chordata, Lepidosauria, Squamata, Phrynosomatidae. Gene Ontology annotation, molecular function: ATP hydrolysis activity; polyamine transmembrane transporter activity; ATP binding. The record is from RefSeq and is a predicted model, not a curated record.
GAGAGCGGGCGAGGGCCGGCGGUUGGCCAGGCAACGGGCGGCGGCGGCGGCGGCAAGGAAGGAAGGCAGGAAGGAAGUGUGUGCGUGCAGCCGGCCGGGGCCCCUGGUUCCCUGGAGCCCGGAGCAGCAGUCCAGGCCUUCCUUGUGUCUGACGCUGAGAAGGCCCACGUCACGUUGACGAUGGAGAAUGAGGAGAAGAUCAUCAAUAAAGGCGAGGAAGAUGAGAUGAGAAUUUACGGCUACACCUUCUGCCCAUGGAAGCUGGUUCUGGUGGCUGUGGGUGUGCUGUGCACCGGCGGCUUCCUCCUCCUCCUCCUCUACUGGAUGCCAGAGUGGCGGGUGAAAGCGGCAUGCAGAAGAGCUUCGCUCAGAGGCUGCCAAGUGGUGCUGCUGAGAACCACGGAUGAGUUCCAGACCUGGUUUUGUGCAAAGGUUCGCACUGUGCUCUCUUUGGGACUCCAUCCGUUUCAGACUCCAAAAUACGUGUCCGAGAAAGUGACCAAUGGUUGCAGCAGCCACUUAUGCAUAACUCCUUCUGAUGAGAACGGAAGUGACGUCAACGGUUACUCCAAGGCUCACCUGCAGGAGAUCCGUUGUUUCACUCAUCAUAGUAUGAAGUAUUUCUGGAACGAUGUGAUCCAAAACUUUGGCUCCAUAAAAGGCCUGGAUGAAUCGACAUCCUGUUCGUCGAUCCAUAAUGAGCACAGCAGAGGGCUGACCAAGGGCAUGCGGGAUUACAGAAAAUUAUUCUAUGGAGUAAAUGAAAUUGCCGUGAAAGUGCCUUCCAUUUUUAAACUUUUGAUUAAGGAGGUUCUCAAUCCUUUUUACAUUUUCCAGCUGUUCAGUGUGAUCUUGUGGAGCACAGAUGAAUAUUACUACUAUGCAGCAGCGAUUGUGAUCAUGUCUCUGAUAUCUGUGGUUAGCUCCCUGUACACCAUCCGGAAGCAAUACCAGAUGCUCCAUGAGAUGGUGGCUGCUCACAGCGUUGUCAGAGUGUCGGUCAGCAGAGCAAAUCAAGGUGCAGAAGAGAUCCUUUCCACAGAGCUGGUGCCUGGAGACGUCAUUGUGGUUCCACUGAAUGGGAUGAUCAUGCCCUGCGAUGCUGUCCUGGUCAGUGGGACGUGUAUCGUCAAUGAAAGCAUGUUGACAGGCGAAAGUGUCCCGGUCACGAAGACUAACCUGCCAAAUCCCACAGAGGAUGCCAGAGCUCUGGCGGAUGAAGUCUACAGCCCUGAAGGACACCGUAGGCACACACUGUUCUGUGGCACCACCGUCAUCCAGACCCGCUUCUACAGCGGAGAGCUUGUCAAAGCUAUUGUUGUCCGAACAGGCUUCAGCACAUCUAAGGGGCAGCUCGUCCGCUCCAUCUUGUACCCAAAGCCAAUGGAUUUUAAGCUCUACCGAGAUGCUUACAUGUUCUUGCUCUGCCUGGUGGGGGUGGCAGCUGUUGGAUUUCUGUACACAGUGGUCAUCAGCAUUCUUUAUGAGGUGUCAGCUAAAAUCAUCAUCAUUGAGUCCCUGGACAUCAUCACCAUCACCGUCCCGCCUGCGCUUCCGGCAGCCAUGACGGCUGGGAUUGUGUAUGCCCAGCGGCGGCUGAAGAAAGUCGGGAUCUUCUGCAUCAGCCCCCAGAGGAUCAACAUCUGUGGGCAGCUGAACCUCAUCUGCUUUGACAAGACGGGCACCCUUACCGAAGAUGGCCUGGACCUGUGGGGGUUCCAGAGGGUGGAGAGCUCUCGCUUCCUUUUGCCAGAAGAGAGUGCGUGCAGCGAGGCCCUGGUCAAGUCGCCCUUCGUGGCCUGCAUGGCGACCUGCCAUUCCCUCACCAAGAUCGAAGGAGUGCUUUCUGGAGACCCCCUCGACCUGAAGAUGUUUGAAGCCACUGGAUGGAUUCUUGAAGAAGCAACGGAAGAGGAAACAGCCCUUCACAACCAAAUUAUGCCUACUGUGGUCCGGCCUCCCAAGCAGUUCCUUCAGGACUCCAAACCUGCAAGCCACAAAGAAAUGGAGCUGUUUGAACUUUCGGCGAGCUACGAGAUCGGCAUUGUGCGGCAGUUCCCAUUCUCUUCCGCUUUGCAACGGAUGUGUGUGGUGGCAAGGGCCCUCGGGCAGAAGAGGAUGGAUGCCUAUGUAAAGGGGGCCCCAGAAGUGGUAGCCGGAUUGUGCAAGCGCGAGACAGUCCCCAGUGACUUCGAAAGGGUGCUGGAAGAGUACACCAGGCAGGGCUUCCGUGUCAUUGCUCUUGCUCACAAAAAGCUAGAAUCCAAACUGACCUGGCACAAAGUCCUGAAUGUUGGCCGAGAUGUCAUUGAGGCCAACAUGGACUUCAUGGGGUUAAUAGUAAUGCAGAACAAGCUCAAGCAGGAAACCCCGGCUGUACUGGAAGAUCUGCACAAAGCUGGCAUCCGCACUGUGAUGGUCACAGGAGAUAACAUGCUGACGGCCAUCUCUGUGGCCAGGGACUGUGGGAUGAUCCAGCCUCAGGACAAAGUGAUCAUUGCUGACGCACUGCCUCCCAAGGACGGCCAGCCGGCCAGGGUCAACUGGCAUUACGCUGAUGCCCUGCCAAAAGAUGCCAGUGCCACACUGGCCAUCGACGUGGAGGAUAUCCCUAUUAAACUGGCGCACAAAAGCUUUGAGGACCUCCAGGUGACCAGAUACCACUUUGCUAUGAAUGGAAAGUCCUUUGCCGUGAUCCAGGAACACUUUCAGGAUCUCAUCCCCAAGCUUGUGCUGCAUGGCACCAUCUUUGCUCGCAUGGCGCCGGAUCAGAAAACCCAGCUGGUGGAGGCUUUGCAAAAUGUGGAUUACUACGUGGGCAUGUGUGGUGACGGAGCAAAUGACUGCGGGGCACUAAAGCAGGCACAUGGUGGCAUUUCCCUCUCUGAGCUAGAGGCUUCUGUAGCAUCGCCCUUCACCUCCCGGACCCCCAGCAUCACCUGUGUGCCAAACCUGAUCAGGGAGGGCCGCGCUGCUUUAAUAACUUCCUUCUGCGUGUUCAAAUUCAUGGCUUUAUACAGUAUCAUCCAGUAUGUCAGUGUCACCCUCCUUUACUCAAUCCAGAGCAACUUGGGAGAUUUCCAGUUCCUCUUCAUUGACCUCGCCAUCAUCUUGGUGGUGGUCUUCACCAUGAGCUUGAAUCCUGCAUGGAAGGAGCUGGUGGCACAGCGGCCACCCUCCGGCCUCAUUUCGGGGACCCUGCUCUGCUCCGUCCUUUCUCAGAUCCUCAUCUCCCUCGGCUUCCAGACCUUGGGAUUCCUGUGGGUCAGGCGGCAGCCCUGGUACGAAACCCGGGCCCCACUCUCCCGCAACGUUUGCGAUGUAUCCGGAGUCCCCUUUGCCAAUGCAUCACAGCACAACAGCACAUCCGUUCACGAUGAGCACAACAUCCAAAACUACGAGAACACCACAAUCUUCUUCAUCUCUAGCUUCCAGUACCUGAUAGUCGCCGUUGCCUUUUCCAAAGGGAGGCCUUUCCGGCAGCCUUGCUACAAGAACUAUUUCUUUGUGAUCUCCAUCCUUGUCCUGUACGCCGUCAUCCUCACCAUCCUGCUGCAUCCAGUGGCAUCGGUUGACACUUUUCUGGAGCUGGUCUGUCUACCCCAUUCGUGGCGGGGCAAAGUCCUCCUCAUCGUUGCCAUCAAUGCCUUUGUCUCCAUUCUGGUGGAGAAUGUCCUCCUUGACACGGUCCUUUGGAAAGCUCUCUUCAGCCGAGACAAGCAAGGAGAAUACUGCCUAGCCUCCUCUUCCUCCUCCUCCUUCUCCUCCUCUUCCUCCCACCCACCACAGGAGACACUGGGCGGCUGGCGGUGGUGUGCCCUUCCUGCACUGCUCCGGUCCAGGAGGAAGCCCCCCAAAGCCAAGUACAUGCACCUGGCCCAGGAGCUGCUGGUGGACCCAGAGUGGCCGCCCAAGCCAUCCACGACCACGGAGGCCAGGGCCCCGGGGAAUGGCUCCUCCUACCAAAUCGUCACUGUCACAUAGCGGCUGGCUCCUCCUCCUCCUCCUGUCAUUCUGGCUUCCUCCGUCACGUCCAGAGAGGCAGCCGAUGCUGGGAGCCCAUCAGGCCUGGACCUGGACUGACUAGCAGAAGCCCCUUCUCUGUGGAGCGGG